AUGGGCUUGGUCAUGAAUAUCGCCCGCACCUCCAUGAUCCAUGCCCAUGUGCCCCAUUUUCUGUGGCCCUACGCGGUUUGCUGCGCCACCCACCAGCUGAACCUCUCGCCUCGUGUUUCACGACCAGGGGAUUCACCGACUAGUCUUUGGACUAGUCCCCUUGUGCUACAUCGGAGUUGCACGUCUGAGGCUGCGUUUGGUAUAUCCUUUGACGAGUCUGUGUCUUACUACACCCGGUACCUCUGUCAAGGUCUCCCAGUUCCUCCCCCUCCUCUUUUCCUCGCCCCCUCUCCUCCUCCUGUUCCCGCUCCUCCGGGGGUGUUGGGGAUGGAGGUGCUCGUUCAGGGGGUUCUUGUUUUGGGGGUGUUGGAGCUGGUGGUGCUGGCACUGGAGGUGCUGGAGCUGGAGGUUCUGGAGCUGGAGGUGCUAGAGCUGGUGAUACUGGAGCUGGAGGUGCUGGCACUAGAGGCUGCUUCUAGGCUUGUGCAAGGAGCAGGAGAGGUUGGCGCAGAAGAGGCAGGAGCUGCAGCAGCUAGACCAGCAGGAGCAGCAGUAGUGACAGCCGCAAUAGCAGCUGCAGCUGCAGCAGCAACAGCCGCCGCAGCAGCCCCUUUUGCAGUAGAUGUUCCCACCCAUGAGUGGCCUUCGGGCCCUUGGUCUUCCCUCUUCUACUCCUGUCUGCACACUCUCUCCUGCCUUCGGACCUCCUUUUCCAACUCCGAAUGCAUCACCUGCUGUUUCCUCUUCUCCUUGGUCCCCAUCUCCUCUCAUUGUCCCGCACUCCCGCAUCCGUCCCUUUCCCCCGCGUGCUCGUCCCUCGUCUUCCUUUGA
Molecule: messenger RNA, 831 nt
Organism: Closterium sp. NIES-65
Lineage: Eukaryota; Viridiplantae; Streptophyta; Zygnematophyceae; Desmidiales; Closteriaceae
Source: the annotation of a GenBank genome assembly